Heteronotia binoei (common prickly gecko) is the source of this 16042-nucleotide messenger RNA. RefSeq names its product bridge-like lipid transfer protein family member 1 (gene BLTP1). The record is from RefSeq and is a predicted model, not a curated record. Gene Ontology annotation, biological process: synaptic vesicle endocytosis. The transcript has 88 exons. The coding region runs from base 352 to 15555 and encodes 5067 amino acids. Lineage: Eukaryota; Metazoa; Chordata; Lepidosauria; Squamata; Gekkonidae.
CGGCCUGCGAUUGGGGCAACGUCACCGAGGGAAGGCCGGGCUGGAGGACAGAGUUGGCCAGUGUUUGCGACAAACUGCCGAGGCAGAGGCGGCGGCUUCCGGGUUCGUAGUAAAGCAGCAGAGAGGGGGUUGGAUGUAAAUACUGGACAAUGGGUACCUUAUCACAUCACUAAAUGCUACUGGAAAGGAAAGUCUCUGUAGCAAGACAAUGGCUGGCCUCUGAACAAGAGAAUGGCAAACAGAACUCUGAGCCAAAGAACCAUCCACAAAGACGAGUCCUUGAUCUGAGAUGUGGCACCAAUGCAGGCACCUCUAACCUACACGUCAUUUAGACCCUAUUAAAAUAUAACAAUGGACCCAAGAAAUGAGAGUAUUGUUCCCAGUAUCACUCAGUUGGAAAAUUUCCUUACGGAACAUGACUCUAAUGUUGUUUGGCUCCUAGUUGCUACAAUUUUGUCCUGUGGCUGGAUUAUUUAUCUAACCUAUUACAACUCCCGGAACAUUGGAUUUGUUUUAACAUUUGUUCUUAACAGAUUAUAUAAAAAUGGCUACAUUCAUAUUGGUUCCUUUUCCUUCUCUGUCCUAUCUGGAAAAGUCAUGGUUCGAGAAAUCUAUUACAUUACACCAGACAUGUCUAUCAGAAUACAAGAUGGAUUUCUUAUAUUUCGUUGGUGGAAGAUGUACAAUCCAAAGCAGAAACAGCAUGACCCAAAGGCAGAAACAAGAUUGUAUAUCAUGGUGAAUGAUUUUGAGUUUCACAUUUACAAUCGCUCUGAAGUGUAUUCACGACUAGAGGAACUAUUUGGUUUGGAACCAACCAUAAUUCCACAGAAGAAAGAAGAAGAAAAAGCAAGAGAAGAUGGAAGGGACAGAACACAGUCAGAUAUUGGAAGUGUUAAAGCAAAAAGUGAAUCUUAUGAUCCCUCAUCAUCGUGGAGAUCUCUUAUUCCUGUCAUCAAAGUCAAUGUUAGCACUGGUCGUUUGGCCUUUGGGAAUCAUUACCUGCCUCAGACAAUCUGCAUUAACUUUGAUGAUGCUUUCUUAACUUAUACGACAAAACCACCUUCCAGUCAUCUUGAUCAGUUUAUGCACAUUGUAAAAGGAAAACUGGAAAAUGUUAGGGUCAUGCUUGUUCCAAGUCCAAGAUACGUUGGUCUUCAAAAUGAUGAACCACCGAGAUUAAUGGGAGAAGGCUUCGUUGUGAUGCAAUCCAAUGAUGUUGAUAUCUACUAUUAUAUGGAUGAACCAGGUCUUGUUCCAGGAGAAACAGAGGAAAAUAAUGAAGAAGAAACAAGUAGUGAAGACAGUAAAUUGCAAGACCUCCCCCCCUGCUGGGGUUUGGACAUAGUUUGUGGUAAAGGAACUGAUUUCAACUAUGGUCCGUGGGCUGACAGACAAAGGGACUGUUUGUGGAAAUUUUUCUUCCCACAAGAUUACCAAGUCAUGAAAAUCUCAGAAAUUCCACAGCCUGGGAAGCCACGACAGAUCCUUGCUUUUGAGCUGCGUAUGAAUAUAAUUGCAGAUGCCACUAUUGAUUUGCUCUUCACAAAAAAUAGGGAAACCAAUGCUGUACACGUAAAUGUUGGAGCAGGCUCUUAUUUGGAAAUUAAUAUUCCUAUGACUGUUGAUGAAAAAGGUUACUCUCCUACAAUUAAAGGACAACUUUUACAUGUAGAUGCCACCAGUAGUAUGCAGUACCGGACUCUCUUGGAAGCAGAAAUGUUAGCUUUUCAAAUUAAUUCUACCUAUCCCCGGAUAUGGAACAUGCCACAGACAUGGCAGUGUGAAGUUGAAGUGUAUAAAGCAACCUAUCACUUUAUCUUUGCUCAAAAAAGCUUUUUUACAGAUUUGAUUCAGGAUUGGUCCAGUGACAGUGCUCCUGAUAUCUAUGCAUUUGUCCCCUAUACAUGGAAUUUUAAAAUCAUGUUUCAUCAAUUUGAAAUGAUUUGGGCAGCAAAUCAACACAAUUGGAUUGAUUGUUCCACAAAACAACAGGAAAAUGUUUAUGUGGCAGCCUGUGGGGAAACAUUAAACAUAGACUUUUCUUUGCCUUUUGACGACUUUGUUCCAAGCAUCUGCAGUACUAAAUUCAAUUUAAGGGGAGAAGGUCUAGAUCUUCACUUAUUUCUUCCAGACUGCCACCCUAGUAAAUAUUCUCUCUUUAUGCUGGUAAAAGAUUGUCAUUCUAACAAACUAAAUCCUGAGUCUUGUAAUUCUGCUGAAGGUCAAAGUGGUCAAAAAGCAAGCAAACCGAAGUGGAGGAACAUCACUCAAGAAGAGGCUGGCUGGGUCGAAUGCUGGACUGUUCCAAGUGUUAUGCUCACAAUUGGCUACGCAUGGCAUCCAAUUUAUCCUCAGAAAGCUGAUGAGCAGUUAAAGCAAUCAUUGUCAGAAAUGGAAGGAACAAUGUUAUCUGGAUUGAGACCAUCCCAGAAGAAAUCUCCUUUAGCAUCUUCCCGCCCUCCUAUUGACCCCUCAGAGCUUCCCCCUGACAGGCUCCGUGUGGAACUGGAACUUUCUCCAGACUCUCAUAUAAUUUUAUAUGGACCUCUUUUGAAAGCCUUCCUAUCUAUAAAGGAAAAUUAUUUUGGUGAGGAUGAUAUGUACACUGACUUUGAAGAAGUGAUUUCAAGCCCUGUGCUAUCCAUGUCAACAUCUUCGAGUUCUGGAUGGACUGCAGUAGGAGUGGAUGCUGACAAGAAAGAGAAUGAGAUGUCAGGCAGGCAGGCUCAUCCCCUAACUUUGCGCCCUUGGGAUAUUACUGUGCUUGUUAAUGUGUACAAAGUGCAUGGACGACUGCCAAUGCAUUGCAGCAGUGAUGGUCCUGAAUGUCCUACAGUUUUCUUCGAAAGACUAUGCUUUGAGAUGAAAAAAGGAUACAAGGAGACAAUGUUGCAACUUGUGUUAUCACCAGUGAAUUUGUUUUUGAAUGACAACUACCAGAGACCCCCUGUGGAUGAAGUACUUCGAGAGGGACAUAUCAGUCUUUCGGGUCUGCAACUACGGGCCCAUGCUAUGUUUUCAGCUGAAGGUUUGCCACUGGGAAGUGACUUGUUAGAAUAUGCAUGGUUGAUUGAUGUGCAAGCUGGAAGUCUGACAGCUAAGGUUACGGUUCCGCAGCUUGCAUGCCUGCUUGAAUGGGGACAGACAUUUGUGUUCCACGUGGUAUGUCGUGAAUUUGAGCUGGAAAGGCCAAAAUCUGUAAUCACAUGUCAGCAUGGAAUUGAUCACCGCUUCUGUGAAUCAAAGAUGACCUGCAUCUCUGGCCCUUGUCCAACUUCUGAUGAAUUAAAGUACACUAUGACUCGCGUAGCAGUAGAUGGGGCAGAUAUGUAUAUUGUAGAGCAUGGAUGUGCCACAAAUAUAAAGAUGGGUGCUAUACGCAUUGCUAAUUGUAAUCUACACAACCAGUCUGUUCGUGAAGGUAUAAGUGCAGCCAUUCAAGACUUCCAUCUGAGACAAUACAUUGAACAAGUGAAUAAUUGCAGAGUUGGUCUUCAACCAGCAGUGCUACGAAGAGCAUACUGGCUUGAAGCAGGGUCAGUCAGUUUGGGUCUCAUCACCGCUGACAUUGCGUUAGCAGCAGACCAUCAUUCUAAACAUGAAGUCCAGAGACAUUUUUUGGAAACUCAUGACAGCAGAACUAAGAGGUUAUGGUUUUUAUGGUCAGAUGAUAAUAUAAAGAAUAAGAGAAGCAAGAACAAAUGUGGCUGUCUUGGUGGCUGUAGAUUUUUUGGUGGCACAGUGUCGGGAUUAGACUUCUUCAAGCUUGAAGAUUUGACCCCCUCAAGUAGUUCUGCUUUUUCAAGUACAAGUGCAGAAUCUGAUAUGUUUUAUGGACAAUCUUUACUACAACCAGGAGAAUGGAUUAUUACCAAAGAACUUCCAAAGACUAUAGAUGGCAAAGCAAAUGGUGUUAAAAGGAAAGAAUGGGAGUGUCGACCUAUGGGAAUAGAAUUGGAAAGAAAAUCUCAGCACCUGAAUUUACAAGUACCACUGCGAUCUCACAGUUCUUCAUCCUCUUCAGAGGAGAAUAGUAGCUCUAGUGCUGCACUUCCCUUGCUUGCAGGUGAGAGGGAAAGCCCUUCUGCAGCUGAGGACAACUUGGGGCAAAAAGAAUUCUUGGCAGGUGCAAAAAGAGAUGAUAUCCAUGGAUGUACUGUGGCAGAGGGUUCAGGAAGUAGUCCUGUAUCUCCUAACUCCCAAGAGAGGCCUGUUGGUCAAUCCCCUCUUAGAUCUCCUUUAAAACGUCAGGCAUCAGUAUGUUCUACUCGACUUGGGAGUACCAAAAGUCUUACUGCAGCCUUCUAUGGAGACAAGCAACCUGUUCCAGCUGGUGUUCAGUUUAGUAGUGAUGUUUCUUGUAGUGAUGAAAAUAUCUUGGAUUCUCCUAAGCAAAGGAGAAGCUUUGGUUCUUUCCCUUAUACCCCUUCUGCUGACUCAAAUUCAUUUCAUCAGUAUCGCUCCAUGGACUCCAGCAUGUCAAUGGCUGAUAGUGAAGCCUAUUUCUCAGCAGCUGAGGAUUUUGAACCCAUAAGCAGUGAUGAAGGUCCAGGAACCUAUCCUGGAAGAAAAAAGAAGAAAAAGCAAGCCAAGCAGAUCGAUUAUGGGAGAGGUUCUAUGUAUCACAGUGUAGAAGGACCCUUAACUACUACAUUACAUGGAGAAGCUAGUCAGGAUCCAAAGAGUUUAUCAAUGAGAACACAUCCUUCUCUAGCUUCAUUUGUUUCUGCUUUGGGGGGAGAAGAUGAACUUGUAGAACAUUUAUAUGUUAUAGAAGCUGAGAAGGCUCCAGGGAAUGAACAGAUCACUUCCCAGCAGCCUGUAAUGAACUGUUAUCAAAACUACCUUACCCAAUAUCAGGUUGUCAACUGGUCAGUAAAGCAUCCAACAAAUAAACGAACUUCUAAAUCCUCGUUACAUCGACCAUUAGACCUAGAGACUCCAACUAGUGAAGAAAGCUCAUCGUCUUUUGAGCAACUCUCUGUUCCAUCCUUUAAGAUUGUUAAACAGGGCCUCACAGCUAAUGCCCUACUGGACCGAGGUAUGCAGUUUACAGGAUCAACAUCAAACACACCAUACACACCCUUGGAAAAGAAAAUCCUUGAAAAUACAGAUGAUGAAACAAUAACAGAAGAAUGGACUCUGGAUCACCCAGUUUCUCAGACCAGAACAACAGCGAUUGUGGAAAUAAAAGGAACUGUAGAUGUUGUUCUCAGUCCACUUGUGGCAGAAGUUCUGGACAGGUAUAUAGAGGCAAUGGUUCACUGUGCUAGCACAUGCCAUCCAGCAGCUAUUGUGGAUGAUCUGCAUUUCAAGGUCCUCAGAGAAGCUGUGCAAAACAGGAAAACAACUUUCUCAGAAAAUUUAUCCUCCAAACAGGAUGUUAGAGGUUCAAAAAUAGAGACCCCUGCCACGGGAACUACUCAAGUGAAAACACAGACAAAUCUCUCUCUCAAGCAAGAUAAUGUGACCAUUAAAGGACUUCAGGCCAAUGUUACGCUCCCCAAGGUGAAUUUGUGUUUACUACAAGCAUCAGUGGAAGAAUCAUCAGGCAGUGCUACAGGAAAGAGUGUCACCCAUGUUUCCUUAGUGGCUUUGUGCUUUGAUAGGAUUGCUACACGUGUUCGUAUGAACAGAGGUGUGAUUGAGGAGUCUACAAACUGUGCAGAAACUAGGAGAAGUUCUGUAACUUUUGAUAAGUAUGUUCAUACCAGUAAAAUGCAGCCUCAGUCCUCUGGUUCCCUGAGAUCCAAUGCUGGAGCAGAGAAAGGGAAAGAAAUCGCAGCUAAGCUUAACAUUCACCGCAUUCAUGGGCAGCUCAGAGGCCUUGAUACAACAGAUAUUGGGACUUGUGCAAUAACAGCUAUUCCUUUCGAAAAAUCAAAAGUUCUUUUCACCUUGGAAGAACUGGAUGACUUCAGUUUUGUAGAUGAAACUGAUCACCAAGGAAUUCCAGAUGUAACAAGGAUAGGUCCCAGUCAAGAGAAAUGGGGCUGGAUAAUGUUUGAAUGUGGAAUUGAAAAUCUAACAAUAAAAGGGGGCAGACAAUCAGGUGCUGUUUUAUACAGCACAUUUGGAAAUCUAGGUAAAUCUACAGCCACAGAGAGGGGUGGACUUCUUGCAUCCAACAAUUCUUCAGAUUCUCCAACUGGGAGUGGUUACAAUACUGAUGUGUCUGAGGAAAAUCUUCCUUGUGAUCAAACAAGUGCUGCUUCAGAUAUUCAUGUAAAUUCUGUUUCAGAUGAACAGGAUGAAGGAGUUGAAUCAGAUGACCUGAAAAAAGACCAUCCAUUGAGACCUCCCCCACCCGAUUCAAGUAGCAUGAAGCUGACAAUCAAAGAAAUUUGGUUCAGUUUUGCUGCUCCCACAAAUGUGCGCUCUCCUGCCCAUGUAUUUUCAAGGCAACUGAACCUUCUAAGCACUGCGACGCCUGCUGUUGGCGCUUGGCUUGUUCCUAUUGAUCAAGUGAAGUCUUCUUUAAAUAAAUUGGAAACAGAAGGAACAUUACGAGUUUGUGCUGUUAUGGGCUGUAUAAUGACUGAAGCUUUAGAGAACAAAAGCGUCCACUUUCCUUUGAGAAGCAAGUACAAUAGGCUCACUAAAUUAGCCCGCUACCUACAAGAAAAUCCUUCAUGUUUGCUGUGUAAUAUCCUACACCACUAUCUUCACCAGGCAAACUAUUCCAUCAUUGAGGAUGCAACUAUGAGCGAUGGCCUUCCUGCUCUUGUAACUUUAAAGAAAGGUCUCAUUGCCUUAGCUAGACAGUGGAUGAAAUUCAUUGUUGUAACACCAGCCUUCAAAGGGGUGAGUUUACAUAGGCCAGCUCAGCCUAUGAAAAUCCAGUCAACUGUACCCAAUGAGCAAGAGGAUGGCUUUGGUUUAGACAAUGGAGGUGGUCUUCAAAGUGAUACAAGUGCUGAUGGAGCAGAGUUUGAGUUUGAUGCAGCUACUGUCAGUGAACAUACAAUGCUUUUGGAAGGAACUGGUACUCGCCCCCCACCUGCUGGAGUAUCUUCUGGGCCAGUGACCGGUGCUGAGAUUAUGAGAAAACUAUCAAAGACUCAUACACAUAGUGAUUCUGCUCUUAAAAUAAAGGGUAUUCAUCCAUACCAUUCCCUGAGCUACACAAGUGGAGAUACAGCUACAGACUCACCAGUGCAUGUUGGACGUUCUGGAAUGCUUAUCAAAGAAAGCCCCAGGAAAGAAAGUCUGCUCAGCUACCUGACAGGAAGUUUUCCUAGCCUACACAAUCUCUUGGAAGGAACUCCUCAGAGAAAUGCAGUAGCCCCUAAAAGUAGUUCUUUAACAAGAACAGUGAACACAGUGCCCUCUGACAUGUUGUCAGAACAUCCUUUAUUAACUGAGCCAUCAUCAGUGAGCUUCUACAAUUGGAUGUCAAAUGCUGUGGGCAACAGAGGAAGUGUGGUUCAAGAAUCUCCCGUCACCAAAUCUGGACACAAUAGUCUUCCAACGGGUGUAGCCCCAAAUCUUCCUACUAUACCUUCAGCAUCUGACUUCAAUACAGUACUUUCCAGUGAUCAGAACACAAUGGAUGGAACACAUUCGCAACGCAGUACCAGUCAGGAUGAUAUUGUUGGUAUAGAGGAAGGCAACCGUGGAUUUCCUGCUGUUCAGCUUGCUGAUGCCCAGGUUGUUUUCAAACCUCUUCUGAGUCACAUAGGAAUACAGUCUCAGGAUGCAGUGCCGCUGUGCUACCGGAUGUACUUUGGAGAGCAUCUUUCCUUCUCAGGGACUCUGGAUUGCCUUAGAGCAGACAUUGUGGAUUCAGAUACAGCAAAGGAAAGAAGAAGCAAAAGAGCACGAAGGCAAGGAGCAGUUAAUCUCCCUCCCCUUGAAUUUAAACCUGCAUUAAUGUUGGAAACAUUCAGCCUGAGUGCUGUUAUAAUGGAGAAAUCAGUUUGCACUCCUCAGAACCCCACCAGUGCCCUUGCCUUUCAUGACUUCAACAAACGUCAUUAUAGCACUUUUCACUGCAAUUUUACAAUCUCUUGCCAGUCUAUAAGCCAGCAUGUAGAUAUGGCACUGGUGCGUCUCAUUCAUCAGUUCAGCACCAUGAUAGAUGAUAUCAAAGCUACACAGACAGACAUCAAGCUCAGCAGGUACACAGCUGGUUCAGCUUCUCCAACGCCGACCUUUAAAACUCGCAAGCACAGAGACUUCCGUUCUUCUGACUUCAGUCGCAGCUCUCGAGGGAGCCUCAAUGGUGGCAACAGAGUAAACAAUGCAAAAAACAAACGCCCGAAUAAUGAGAACAAUAAAAAAGAAUCUCGAAACAAGAACUCCCUUGGGAGGUCAGAAAGAAGAACUUCUAAAGUAUCCAGGAAAGGUUCAAAGGAUGUUGUUGAUCAUGUGACAAUUCAUAUGGACGAUUCUGAUUCAAUUACUGUAUCGGAGCAGAGUGAGCCUUCAGCAGAAUGCUGGCAAAACAUGUAUAAAUUGUUAAAUUUUUAUUCUCUUAUCUUGGAUCCAACAGGGAUUUUAGAAAAAUCUUCUGAAACAUUUUGCCCAGCAGGUGUUCGGAGUCCUACUGAACCUCCAUGUAGAGUUAUAUUUGAGAAUGAGCAGGAUAACAGCAGCUUAAGCAGAACACAGAGGAAGCGCAGUUUAGUCACAUCUGAACCUCAGCAUGUGACCCUGAUAGUCUUUGGAAUAGGCAUGGUGAAUCGAACACAUCUUGAAGCAGAUAUUGGUGGGCUAACAAUGGAAGCUGAACUGAAGAGAAUCCAUGGGAGUUUUACACUCAAAGAAAAAAUGAAAGAUAUACUUCAUCAAAAGAUGACGGAGACAAGUGCUACCGCUCACAUAGGUGGUGUUAAUAUUGUUCUGCUGGAAGGGAUCACACCAAACAUUCAACUGGAGGAUUUCCCUACAUCACCAACAAGCACAGCCAAACAAGAAUUUCUAACGGUGGUGAAAUGCAGCAUUGCCAAAUCACAGGCUCUUUACAGUGCCCAAAGAGGGCUGAAAACAAAUAAUGCUGCAGUAUUCAAAGUAGGUGCUAUUAGUAUCAACAUUCCUCAGCAUCCAGCUACCCUUCACAGCAUGAUGGUGCGGAGUUCUCAUCAGCUUUCAAAACAGAUCUCUGACCUCAUCAGACAGCCAUCUACAGUACCACAGCCUGCAAAAGAAGAUACUGCAACUCCAUUACCUGCAGAAAAGACACCUACAAGUGUAAACCAGACACCUAUUGAAACCAAUGAAUUUCCACAGUUGCCUGAAGGCUUGGAGAAGAAGCCCAUUGUUCUUAAAUUCAGUGCCAUGAUUGAUGGAAUUGCUAUUGGAGCAGCCCUCUUGCCAUCCUUAAAAGCUGAGUACAAGAUGGGAAGAAUGAGAAGCCAUGGAAUGACAGGUGCACAAACAAGGUUUACAUUUGAGUUGCCAAAUCACAGGUUGCGAUUUACUUCUAAAGUCUCUGCCACUGAUAUGUCUACCAUCCCUCCAUCAGCUAGUCUUAACCUUCCUCCUGUAACAAUGUCGGGUAAAUACAUUAUGGAGGAGCAUGACAGCUAUACAGAUCAGACAUGGAGUAUUGAUGAACUACCGACUAAACAGGGUUAUUAUCUACAGGGAAAUUACUUGCGUUGUGUUGCUGAGGUUGGUUCAUUUGAACAUAAUCUUACAACCGACCUUUUGAACCAUUUAGUUUUUGUACAGAAAGUAUUUAUGAAAGAGGUCAAUGAAGUAAUACAGAAAGUUUCUGGAGGGGAGCAGCCUAUUCCUCUUUGGAAUGAACAUGAUGGGACGACGGAUGGAGAGAAGCCAAAAAUUCUCCUCUACUCUUUAAGUCUGCAGUUUAAGGGUAUCCAGGUGACAGCCACUACACCAUCAAUGAGGGCUGUAAGAUUUGAAACAGGAUUGAUAGAACUGGAGCUGUCAAAUAGAAUACAAACAAAAGCAAUGCCUGGUAGUAGCAGCUACUUGAAGCUCUUUGGUAAAUGCCAGGUGGACUUGAAUCUGGCAUUAGGACAAAUUGUUAAACAUCAAGUUUAUGAAGAAGCUGGAUCAGACUUUCAUCAGGUUGCUUAUUUUAAGACUAGAAUUGGAUUAAGAAAUGCCCUCAGAGAGGAAAUCAGUGGCUCAUCAGAUCGUGAAGCUGUGCUCAUCACUUUAAACAGACCAAUUGUUUUUGCUCAGCCUGUGGCUUUUGAUAGAGCUGUGCUUUUCUGGCUGAACUAUAAGGCUGCUUAUGACAACUGGAAUGAACAGAGAAUGGCCUUGAAUAAAGAUGUUCAUAUGGCUACAAAGGAAAUAGUUGACAUGUUACCUGGAAUCCAGCAGACAUCUGCUCAAGCAUUUGGAACGCUCUUUCUUCAGCUAACAGUUAAUGAUUUAGGGAUUUGCCUGCCCAUCACAAGUGCACCACAGAUUCAGAGGCAGGGGCACAAGAUUAAUUUUGGGGGACAGAAAGAAACACAGAAUAAAUACUAUUCUAACCACUCAGCUGAUUUGGACACGGGCUCUGCAUUAGUCUUGACCAUUGAAAGCACUUUAAUUACUGCCUGCUCUUCAGAAUCUCUGGUUAGCAAAGGUCAUUUUAAAAACUUUUGUAUCCGCUUUGCUGAUGGAUUUGAAACAAGCUGGGAUGACUGGAAGCCAGAAGUACGAGGAGAUCUAGUCAUGAAUGCUUGUGUUGUUCCAGAUGGUACAUAUGAGGUGUGUUCAAGGACAACAGGGCAGGCAGCUGCAGAAAGUAAUAGUGCUGGAACAUGGACUCUUAAUGUGCUGUGGAAGAUGUGUGGCAUUGAUGUGCACAUGGAUCCUAACAUUGGGAAAAGAUUAAAUGCUCUGGGAAAUACACUUACAACAUUGACUGGAGAAGAAGAUUUAGAUGACAUUGCUGACCUUAACUCUGUUAACAUGGCUGACCUGUCUGAUGAAGAUGAAGUUGAUACAAUGUCUCCUACUGUUAGUAUGAAAUCAGAUGGUGGCCCACUAUGUGGCGAUGUACACAAGCUCACUUUUGGGCAGCGGAUUGUAAAUCACCUGCUGGGUUUGAGCCCUAAAAGCCAACGUUAUUCUGUUCCUGUAGAAUAUUUGUCGGGAUCAGCGACGAGUGAUGCUACUGAUUCUAACUGUUCACACUUAAAAGCGGGCAGGUCUUGCUCAUGGGGACAUGAGAAUGCUGAGUGUAGAAGGCAGGGAACAGCUAACAACCAGACAGGAGAGCAGAGAGGAAGAAAGUAUGUCAAACGUUUAGUAGACAUAAGGGAACUGAAUGAACAAGCCAAAGUAAUUGAUGAUCUGAAGAAACUGGGUGCGAGUGAAGGAACCAUAAACCAAGAAAUUCAACGUUAUCAGCAGCUGGAAUCAGUAGCUGUAAACGACAUUCGACGAGAUGUCCGCAAAAAACUGCGCAGGUCAAGUAUGAGGGCAGCAUCACUAAAAGAUAAAUGGGGACUAGGCUACAAACCUAGCUAUAAUCGAUCAAAAAGCAUCACAUCUGGAAGACCACCUCUAAAAAGAAUGGACCGGACAAGUACACGUCUUGGAGAGAGUGAAGAACUUCCAGAAAUACGAGUAGAUGGUUCAUCUCCUGGACCCAGAGUAACUUUCAACAUACAGGACACAUUUCCUGAGGAGUCAGAAUUGGAUCUCUUGUCAGUAACCAUUGAUGGUCCAUCCCAUUAUUCAUCCACUAGUGAAGGAUCAUGCUCAGUAUUCAAUUCACCCAAAACUCCAGCUGUCUUCUCACCAAGCAUUCCCUUCCAGCCUGAAGAAGGAAGACGAGAUGAAAGUUUGUCUUCAACAAGUGAAGAUUCGGAGAAAGAAGAAGACCAUGAGAGAGAGAAGCCUUAUUUUUACCGAAAAGCACAGCCUGUUUCUCGUAAGAAAGCAACAGGUUUUGCUGCUGUUCAUCAACUGUUUACUGAACGGUGGCCAACAACUCCUGCCAACAGAAGUGUGACUGGCACAACUACAGAGAGGAAUAUUGACUUUGAGCUUGAUGUGAGAGUUGAAAUUGACUGUGGGAAAUGUGUUCUUCAUCCAACAACACUUCAGCAAGAACAUGAUGACAUAAGUCUAAGGAGGAGUUAUGAUCGGAGUUCUAGAAGUUUAGACCAAGAGUCUCCUUCAAAAAAGAAGAAAUUUCAAACUAACUAUGCAUCAACUACUCACUUGCUGGCUGGAAAGAAAGUGCCAUCAUCUCUGCAGACAAAGUCAAGUGACUUGGAGACAACAGUAUUUUACAUUCCUGGUGUGGACGUAAAGUUACACUACAACUCCAAGAUGUUAAAGACUGAAUCACCAAAUGCAUCCCGAGGUUCAUCUCUGCCAAGAACCCUUUCUAAAGAAUCCAAGCUGUAUGGUAUGAAAGAUACUGCCAUGCCCCUUUCUCACCUCAAGGCUAAAACUUUACUUCCUCCCCAACCCCCACCCAUCCCAUCAGCCAAAGGAAAGGGAAGUGGUGGCAUAAAAACAGCAAAAUUGUAUGCUUGGGUUGCACUCCAGUCUUUACCUGAGGAAAUGGUGAUUAGCCCCUGCCUGUUGGACUUCCUAGAGAAGGCCCUUGAAACCAUUCCUAUAACUCCAAUAGAAAGGAACUAUGCAGCUGUUAGCUCCCAAGACGAGGAUAUUGGGCAGUUUGAUAUGCAAGAUCCUUUAGAAGAGUCCACAGCCUCCUUGGUGUCCUCAUCAGCCUCAGCAUAUUCCUCCUUCCCUGUGGAUGUGGUGGUUUAUGUAAGAGUUCAGCCCUCACAAAUCAAGUUCAGCUGCUUACCUGUAUCAAGGGUGGAAUGUAUGCUGAAACUUCCUUCCCUUGAUCUUGUAUUUUCUUCUAAUCGAGGGGAGCUGGAAACUUUAGGUACAACCUGCCCUGCAGAAAAUGCUGCACAAAGUGGAUCAAAGAUUAAAACUGUAUCACCAGGUUCAUCACCUGGUCUGGGCAGCCCCUUUGGCAGAACACGGCAUAGCAGUAGCCAAUCAGAUUUGACUGGUUCUAGUAGCAGUUCUUCAGGACUGAGCUUCACAGCUUGCAUGUCUGAUUUCUCCCUUUAUGUAUUUCAUCCGUAUGGAGCAGGAAAGCAAAAAACCAGUGUUACUGGCCUAAGUGCUGGUUCUGGGUCCCUAGGAAACGUAGAUGAAGAACCCUCUUCAGUUACUGGUCGAAAAGAUUCAUUGAGCAUUAAUCUUGAGUUUGUGAAAGUUAGUCUAUCAAGAAUAAGGCGUUCAGGAGGUGCUUCCUUUUUUGAGAGUCCCUCUACAAGCAAAACUGCAAGCAAGAUGGACACCACUUUAAUAAACAUAUCUGCUGUUUGUGAUAUAGGAUCAGCAUCUUUUAAGUAUGACAUGAGGAGACUAAGUGAGAUUUUAGCCUUCCCAAGAGCCUGGUACAGAAGGAGCAUUGCAAGGCGCCUUUUUCUGGGUGACCAAACCAUAAAUUUGCCAGAAACAUCUGGUCCUGGGACUCCAGAUUCUAUUGAAGGAGUGAAUCAACACAUGUCUCCUGAAUCGUCACGAAAAGCAUACUGUAGGACCUGGGAGCAGCCCAGCCAGUCUGCUUCGUUUACCCACAUGGCUCAGUCACCUAAUGUUUUCAAUGACCACAGCACAAGCAGUAAUAUGUCACCUGGGACAGCAGCUCAUAAUUUAAAAUCCCCAGCAGUGUCAAGAUCCCGAAGUGUAUCAGACUCUUCAGUUCCCCAGAGAGAUGCACUCUCAAAAACUUCAACUCCUUUCAAUAAAUCAAACAAAGCUGGAGGUCAGCAAGUGACACCAUGGGAGACGCUAGUCGUGUUUGCUAUGAACUUAAAACAACUAAAUGUCCAGAUGAACAUGAGCAAUGUCAUGGGAAACACUACGUGGACUACUAGUGGUUUGAAAAGCCAAGGUCGUCUAUCUGUGGGUAGUAACAGGGAUCGGGAAAUCAGCAUGUCAGUUGGUUUGGGAAGAUCCCAUUUGGAUUCUAGAGGAGGCGUGGUUGGAGGUACCAUAGAUGUUAACACUUUGGAGAUGGUGGCUCAUAUUUCUGAACAUCCCAACCAGCAACCAAGUCACAAAAUCCAAAUUACCAUGGGCUCUACUGAAGCACGUGUUGACUAUAUGGGAUCCAGUAUCCUAAUGGGCAUUUUCAGUAAUGCUGACCUUAAGCUUCAGGAUGAAUGGAAAGUUAAUCUAUACAACACUUUAGAUUCCAGCAUUACUGAUAAAAGUGAAAUAUUUGUCCAUGGAGAUUUGAAAUGGGAUAUUUUUCAAGUAAUGAUUUCCAGAUCAACUACUCCAGACCUCAUCAAAAUAGGAAUGAAGCUUCAGGAAUUCUUCACUCAGCAGUUCGAUACCAGCAAGAGAGCUUUAUCUACCUGGGGACCUGUUCCAUAUCUCCCUCCCAAAACUGUGGUCAAUAUUGUAGAGAAAAGCUCACAUCAGCAAUUACUGGAUGCAGCACAUCAUCGCCAUUGGCCAGGGGUCUUAAAGGUGGUAUCAGGGUGCCACAUAUCCUUAUUUCAGAGUCCUUUACCAGAAGAUGGAAUGCAAUUUGGGGGCUCUAUGAGUUUGCAUGGAAAUCACAUGACAUUGGCAUGUUUCCAUGGACCUAAUUUUCGCUCAAAAUCAUGGGCUUUAUUUCACCUUGAAGAACCUAACAUUGCCUUUUGGACAGAAGCACAGAAAAUUUGGCAAGAAGGUUCUAGUGAGCAUUCUACAUAUGUUGUACAAACCCUGGACUUUCAUUUGGGACAUAAUACUAUGGUCACAAAGCCCUGUGGAGCUCUAGAAAGUCCAAUGGCAACAAUCACCAAGAUAACAAGGCGGCGCCAUGAAAACCCACCACAUGGAGUGGCUAGUGUGAAAGAAUGGUUUAAUUAUGUUACAGCUACAAGGAAUGAAGAGUUAAAUCUCCUUCGAAAUGUUGAUGCAAAUAACACAGAGCAUAGCACCACAGUGAAAAGCUCCAGCUUGUUAAGCGGAUUUAGAGGUGGUUCCAGUUACAAUCAUGAGACAGAAACGAUCUUUGCAUUACCUAGGAUGCAGUUGGACUUCAAAUCCAUUCAUGUUCAGCAGCCACAGGAACCUUCAUUGCAAGAUGCCGAUGCUAAGCCAAAGGUGGAAUGCAGCGUAGUAACAGAAUUCACUGAUCACAUAUGUGUAACUAUGGAUGCUGAACUGAUCAUGUUCCUGCAUGACCUAGUAUCUGCUUAUCUUAAAGAAAAGGAAAAAGCCAUCUUUCCACCUCGCAUUUUAUCUAGUCGGCCAGGACAGAAAAGUCCUGUCUGUGUAGUUGAUGACAGCACUACUGAGAGAGAAGACAACAUAACUUACACUACAGUAGAUUGGAGAGAGUUUAUGUGCAAUACAUGGCAUCUGGAACCUACACUCAGAUUAAUUUCCUGGACUGGAAGAAAGAUAGAUCCAGUAGGCGUUGAUUAUAUUCUUCAAAAGCUGGGUUUUCAUCAUGCAAGAACGACAAUUCCUAAAUGGCUUCAACGAGGAGUUAUGGACCCUCUGGACAAGGUUCUGUCUGUUCUUAUCAAGAAGCUUGGGAGUGCACUGCAGGAUGAAAAGGAAAAGAAAGGAAGAGAUAAGGAAGAUCACUGAGGAUAGUAGCAAAAUAAUGUGGCAAACAGUCAUUUUAUAUUUUUUUGUUUUACACUGUGUUCAGUUGUAUAAUUUUAAGUAUGAUUUACACUGAAAGAAUUUAACAGCUUUUUUGCUACUGUAUUUAAAACUUGAUUGACAUUGUGAGUAACUGUUUACUGUGGUAUAUGAUGCCAUUUUGUAUUCAUUCUAGUAUUGCAUGACCAAUGUUUGUGACGAGAACUCUAAAGCUGCUGUUUAGCAUUCACAAUUUUAUGAUGUGCAAUAUUCUGCGUCUUUGAACUACAAAUUAACUGUGAAUUUUCAGAAUUUUUACUGGCCAUAACAUUGAAUACCCUUCUGGGUAAUGUGAUUCCAUGAAUGGCUUCCCCCCACCCCAUUGUCCAUGCAUACUGUAUAAUUUCUGUAUAAUUUAUGAAACUCUGAUUGCCUGUGUGAAAUUAUUUUAAGUUUCUUACACCUUGAAUAAAAUUUAAUAUGUUGUAAA